Chrysochloris asiatica (Cape golden mole) is the source of this 3357-nucleotide messenger RNA. RefSeq names its product leucine rich repeat containing 8 family, member A (gene LRRC8A). The transcript has 4 exons. NCBI's taxonomy places the organism in Eukaryota, Metazoa, Chordata, Mammalia, Afrosoricida, Chrysochloridae. The record is from RefSeq and is a predicted model, not a curated record. Gene Ontology annotation, molecular function: protein binding. Bases 167 to 2599 code for a protein of 810 amino acids.
GCGGCGGGCUGCGGGGGCUGCCUGCAGGGCAGCCUGGUACGGCGAGUCCAGGGAGGCAGCUUCCAUGGAGCGAAGGGAAUGCCAGAACCCUGCCCUGACAGAUGUGGGCCAGCCUCAGCACCGACAGCCAACGCUCAGAUAGCAGAGCCGUCCUCGGGGUUGAACCAUGAUUCCAGUGACAGAGCUCCGCUACUUUGCGGACACACAGCCAGCAUAUCGGAUUCUGAAGCCGUGGUGGGAUGUGUUCACUGAUUAUAUCUCCAUUGUCAUGCUGAUGAUUGCUGUCUUCGGAGGGACUCUGCAGGUCACCCAGGACAAGAUGAUCUGCCUGCCUUGUAAGUGGGUCACCAAGGACUCCUGUAACGACUCAUUCCGGGGCUGGGUAGCCCCCAGCCCAGAGCCUUCCUACCCCAACACGACGCUCCUGCCAGCUCCUGACAAAGGCCCCACAGGCAUCAAGUAUGACUUGGACAGACACCAGUACAACUAUGUGGAUGCUGUGUGCUACGAGAAUCGACUGCACUGGUUUGCCAAGUACUUCCCCUACCUGGUGCUCCUGCACACCCUCAUCUUCCUGGCCUGCAGCAACUUCUGGUUCAAGUUCCCACGCACCAGCUCAAAGCUAGAACACUUUGUAUCUAUCCUGCUCAAGUGCUUCGACUCACCUUGGACAACACGAGCCUUGUCAGAAACUGUGGUGGAGGAGAGUGAUCCCAAGCCAGCCUUUAGCAAGAUGAAUGGCUCCAUGGACAAGAAGUCAUCCACAGUCAGUGAGGAUGUGGAGGCCACUGUGCCUAUGCUACAGCGGACUAAGUCGCGCAUUGAGCAAGGUAUUGUGGACCGCUCAGAGACAGGUGUGCUGGACAAGAAGGAGGGGGAGCAGGCCAAGGCGCUGUUUGAGAAGGUGAAGAAAUUUCGGACACAUGUAGAGGAGGGAGACAUCGUGUAUCGCCUCUACAUGCGACAGACCAUCAUCAAGGUGAUCAAGUUCAUCCUCAUCAUCUGCUACACUGUGUACUAUGUGCACAACAUCAAGUUCGACGUGGACUGCACUGUGGACAUUGAGAGCCUGACAGGCUACCGAACCUACCGUUGUGCCCACCCUCUCGCCACACUCUUCAAGAUCCUCGCCUCCUUCUACAUCAGCCUGGUCAUCUUCUACGGCCUCAUCUGCAUGUACACGCUGUGGUGGAUGCUGCGGCGCUCCCUCAAGAAGUACUCGUUCGAGUCGAUCCGCGAGGAGAGCAGCUACAGUGACAUUCCCGAUGUCAAGAACGACUUUGCCUUCAUGCUCCACCUCAUCGACCAGUAUGAUCCGCUGUACUCUAAGCGCUUUGCUGUCUUCCUGUCAGAGGUGAGUGAGAAUAAACUGCGGCAGUUAAACCUCAACAAUGAGUGGACAUUGGACAAGUUGAGGCAGCGGCUCACCAAGAACGCGCAGGACAAGCUGGAGUUGCACCUGUUCAUGCUCAGUGGCAUCCCUGACACUGUGUUUGACCUGGUGGAGCUGGAGGUACUGAAGCUGGAGCUGAUCCCGGAUGUGACCAUCCCACCCAGCAUUGCCCAGCUCACUGGCCUCAAGGAGUUGUGGCUAUACCACACUGCAGCCAAGAUUGAGGCUCCCGCCUUGGCCUUCCUGCGUGAGAACCUGCGGGCACUGCAUAUCAAGUUCACUGACAUCAAGGAGAUCCCGCUUUGGAUCUACAGCCUGAAGACACUGGAGGAACUGCACCUAACAGGCAACCUGAGUGCGGAGAACAACCGCUACAUUGUUAUCGAUGGGCUCCGCGAGCUCAAGCGCCUCAAGGUGUUACGGCUCAAGAGCAACCUGAGCAAACUGCCUCAGGUGGUCACGGACGUGGGUGUGCACCUGCAGAAGUUGUCCAUCAACAACGAGGGCACUAAGCUCAUCGUUCUCAACAGCCUCAAGAAGAUGGUGAAUCUGACAGAGCUGGAGCUAAUCCGCUGUGACCUGGAGCGCAUCCCCCACUCCAUCUUCAGCCUUCACAACCUACAGGAGAUUGACCUUAAGGACAACAACCUCAAGACCAUUGAGGAGAUCAUCAGCUUCCAGCACCUGCAUCGCCUCACCUGCCUUAAGCUGUGGUACAACCACAUCGCCUACAUCCCUAUCCAGAUCGGCAACCUCACCAACCUCGAGCGCCUCUAUCUGAACCGCAACAAAAUUGAGAAGAUCCCUACCCAGCUCUUCUACUGCCGCAAGCUGCGCUACCUAGACCUUAGCCACAACAACCUGACCUUCCUCCCUGCCGACAUUGGCCUCCUGCAAAACCUCCAAAAUCUGGCUGUCACGGCCAAUCGGAUCGAGGCCCUCCCACCAGAGCUCUUCCAGUGCCGGAAGCUGCGGGCCCUGCACCUGGGCAACAACGUGCUGCAGUCGCUGCCCUCACGCGUGGGGGAGCUAACCAACCUGACCCAGAUCGAGCUGCGAGGCAACCGGCUGGAGUGUCUGCCCGUGGAGCUGGGCGAGUGCCCACUGCUCAAGCGCAGUGGCCUGGUGGUAGAGGAAGACCUGUUCAACACGUUGCCACCCGAGGUGAAGGAACGGCUCUGGAGGGCCGACAAGGAACAGGCCUGAGUGCUGGAAGCCAGCCGAAGAACGGGGCUGGCCCAGAGCAGCCAGCAGUGGGACCAGCAAGAAGUCCUUAGGCCCAGGAGGGUCAGGCUCUGCUCUUCCCAGAAGUCCAGGGACAGGCAGCCCAGCCUCUUGGUCAGGCAGGAGCCAGGGGCAGGAUGUGAGCUGGGCCAAGGUGAAAGGACAGUACCUGAGGGGCUGGCCCCUUUUCUCCCUCUGAGAUUCACGUCCCUCAAGGCAGGUGCCUAUUGGGGGAGAUCAGAGGACUGCGCAGUAUUUGGACAAUCAGGGCCUCCUCAUUGGAGACCCAUUCUCUGCCCCAGAGGCUAAGCUGAUGCCAGAGGUCCAGGGACACCUACUUAGUUCUUGGUAUUUAUUUUUCUUCACAUCCCAUAUCCUCCUUUAGAUAACUUAUACAUUCCUAAGGAAGUUCGGCUCUGAUGGAGGGUGUUUAUGGAAGGGUACACUAUGUCCCCUUUUCCUUUUUAGUGAUGCCACUGGUGUUUAGGGACCACCCAAAUUUGAGCAGAGGGGUCCAGGGUAACCAGCCAUGGGAUGGUCAUCCCCAAUGGUUCUAGACUGGGGUCUGGUAACAUGGCUCAUGGGACAGCAGGAAGCAGGUUGAGAGGCCAGGCCUGGAGCCUGCCGCAUCAGUUCUAGUGGCAAUUUCAGUUUGUUUGUUGUUGUUUUUUUAAGUAAAAAGUUUUUUUUUUAACGCUUUGACAAUGGAUGGUUUGGGUAUUAAAAAAAAAAAAAAAAAA